CAGCCGGACGGACGGACGGACGGACGGACAGACCGAGCUCCGCCCGCCCGCCCCCGGAGCCCCCCGGCCGCCAUGACCCUCGCCGUGUUCUUCGGCUGCACCUUCAUCGCCUUCGGGCCGGCGCUCGGGCUCUUCCUCUUCACCGUGCUGCGGGACCCGCUGCGCAUCAUCAUCCUCAUCGCCGGGGCCUUUUUCUGGCUGGUCUCCCUGCUCCUGUCAUCGUUAGUCUGGUUCAUUGCAGUUAAAGCCAGUGACCCAGGGGAUGAGCGGCUGCAGAAGGGCCUCCUGAUAUUCGGGGUCCUGUUCUCCGUGCUCCUGCAGGAGGCCUUUCGAUUUCUCUACUACAAGUUGCUCAGGAAGGCGAUCGAAGGGCUGGUGGCCCUCAGCGAAGAUGGCUGCUCCCCGAUUUCCAUCCAGCAGAUGGCGUAUGUAGCUGGCCUGGGCUUCGGGCUCAUGAGUGGCGCCUUCUCCAUGAUUAACCUCCUGGCAGAUGCACUGGGGCCUGGCACUGUGGGGAUCCAUGGAGACUCGCAGCUCUACUUCCUGACCUCGGCCUUCAUGACCAUGGUGAUGAUUUUCCUUCACACAUUCUGGGGAAUCCUCUUCUUCCAUGGCUGUGAGACCCAGCACUGGUGGGAGAUGGCGGCCGUCAUCCUCACUCACCUCAUCGUGUCAGGAUCGACGUUCUGGAACCCCCUGUACGUGGGCAGCCUCGUCCCCUCCUACCUGCUGAUGUUUGCCACGGGUGCUUGGGCCUACGUCCUGUCAGGAGGCUGCACUCGGAACCUGCUCCAGUCCCUGCGGGGGCAGCAGAGCGAGACAAGCCCCCAGCCAGGAUCCUGAGGGUCUGUCAGGAGCUCUCCCCCUCAGCUGCUCCCUGCCUGCCCUGCCCUCCCUCUGGUGCUGUCAGCUGGGACCUACAGUUGCCU
Molecule: messenger RNA, 929 nt
Organism: Malaclemys terrapin pileata
Lineage: Eukaryota; Metazoa; Chordata; Testudines; Emydidae
Product: gamma-secretase subunit Aph-1b-like
Exons: 7
Coding region: 73-843 (256 amino acids)
Biological process (GO): Notch signaling pathway; Notch receptor processing; positive regulation of catalytic activity
Cellular component (GO): gamma-secretase complex; endoplasmic reticulum; membrane
Molecular function (GO): protein-macromolecule adaptor activity
Source: RefSeq, a predicted model, not a curated record